Macrosiphum euphorbiae (potato aphid) is the source of this 342-nucleotide messenger RNA. The record is from the annotation of a GenBank genome assembly. NCBI's taxonomy places the organism in Eukaryota, Metazoa, Arthropoda, Insecta, Hemiptera, Aphididae.
AUGGACGAACUAUUGUCUGGAAAACUUAUAGAUAAAGAACAUUUAAAGGAGUUGUGCGUGGCUAAAGUAGAAGAAUCAGCACCAUCUAACAAAGAAGAUAUCGAUGUUUCUUCGAACGAUUAUAUAUUUUUUGACGUUUAUGAUCAAAUUGAAAGUUGGAAAAAACGCAUGUACCCUAUGAUGAAUAAAAUUGAAGAUCUAGUAGACGAAUUUAAAACAAUCAGCCAGCGUACGUCUAGUGCAUAUAUUUUAAAAGUGUCUAAUGUGAUGAAAGGAAAAACAAUUAAAAACUCCAUUGAUGAUGUCGUUUCGAAUUCUAAUCGUUAUUUAUCAAAUAUUUGA